AAUUGUUGAGUUAUUUGAGAUCUUUAGAGGAUUAAGAAAAAGGAAGGAUUGAUGCCAUUAAAGAGCAUUAUCCAGGACAUGAAGGGAGAGUUAGGGAGUAUAUCGAGAAAAGGGUUUGAUGUUAAGUUUGGGCAUGGGAUGGGAUCAAGGUCGCAGAGGAUUGUCCAGGAUAGCUUGGUUCCAAUCGAUGCAUUUAAUCAGAGUUGUUGGGAAAACAUGCCUGCCGAGCUUCUGAGGGAUGUGUUGAUGAGAAUCGAAGCAUCCGACAUUACUUGGCCCCCAAGGAAAAAUGUGGUUGCUUGUGCCGGGGUGUGUAGGAAUUGGAGAGAGAUUAUGAAGGAAAUUGUGAAAACCCCUGAAAUUUCUGGCAAUUUGACAUUCCCAAUCUCAUUGAAGCAGCCCGGUCCAAGGAACACUCUCCUUCAGUGCUACAUAAAACGGAAUUGUAGCAAUCAAACAUAUUAUCUUUACCUUGGCCUGAAUCAGUCAGCUACCAAUGAUGAUGGAAAAUUCCUUCUUAUGGCAAGGAAGUGUCUACGGCCUACUUGUACAGAUUACAUCAUCUCACUAUAUGGCGAUGAUGUGUCAAAAGGUAGCAGACCCUACAUCGGAAAAUUGAGAUCAAACUUUUUGGGGACCAAAUUCACAAUCUAUGAUUCACAGUCACCGAAUUCUGGAGCCAAAGUUACCAAAAGUUGCUUCACCAGGUUGAUGAAUGUGAACCAAGUUUCUCCUCGAGCCCCAGCCGGCAACUAUCCCGUAGCACAUAUCUUGUAUGAGUUGAAUAUCUUGGGUUCUAGAGGUCCAAGGAGAAUGCAGUGCAUCAUGAAUGCCAUCCCAGCCUCUUCUAUUGAACCCGGAGGUGUCGCUCCCACACAGACUGAAUUUCUACACAGUAAUCUGGACACCUUUCCAUCUCUACCGUUCUUUAGAUCAAAAUCAACCCGUGCCGAGAGUUUCCAGUCCGGACCUUUAUCCGGCCAAAGAGAUGGAAUGCUGGUAUUGAGGAAUAAGGCACCCAGGUGGCACGAACAACUCCAUUGCUGGUGUCUCAACUUCAACGGGCGUGUGACGGUUGCUUCCGUCAAAAACUUUCAGCUGGUUGCAUCUGCUGGGGAGAACGUAGCUCCUGGGCAGGAGCAGCACAUGAAUGUCAUCCUCCAGUUCGGGAAAGUGGGGAAGGAUGUGUUCACAAUGGAUUACCAGUAUCCGAUCUCGGCUUUUCAAGCGUUUGCCAUAUGCCUUAGUAGCUUCGACACUAAGAUUGCAUGCGAGUGAUUCGCAAACAGGUAUGUGACUGAUAUGUAAUUUUGUUGUAAUAUGACUAAUCGUUUGUUGGUUUAAUAUAAUCCCUUUUGAAUUGCAGGUAUUG
Messenger RNA from Hibiscus syriacus, 1372 nucleotides. RefSeq names its product tubby-like F-box protein 3. The transcript is spliced from 5 exons. The record is from RefSeq and is a predicted model, not a curated record. Gene Ontology annotation, molecular function: protein binding. NCBI's taxonomy places the organism in Eukaryota, Viridiplantae, Streptophyta, Magnoliopsida, Malvales, Malvaceae. The coding region runs from base 52 to 1278 and encodes 408 amino acids.